Molecule: messenger RNA, 1608 nt
Organism: Ciona intestinalis (vase tunicate)
Lineage: Eukaryota; Metazoa; Chordata; Ascidiacea; Phlebobranchia; Cionidae
Source: RefSeq, a predicted model, not a curated record
AUCUUAAAAUCCGCUUUUUCUUCUAGGUUAUUUUUACGCUAAGUUUAAAAAACCAAAAGGAGAAACGACUUUGCUGUGAAGCCGGGAAGGGUCAGAGAACUUCCAGCACGUAUAUACUGUUUGUUGCUUUCACCGGAAAACAUGAAUUCAACAAGCCCAGAAACGAGCGUAACUGGUGGAUACAGCAUAACUAAAGAAAUAGUUGCGGAACCAUCGGAAGAGAUGCUUUUGGAUUGUCCACCAGAUGCUUCAGUGUUUAUUCCUAUCUUAUAUCUUGCCAUUGCUGUUAUAGGACUCAUGGCAAACGCGCUUGUUAUUUACAUCAUCUUAAUACUUAAAGAAUACAAGAAGACAGUAACAAACGUUUAUGUUGUUCAACUUGCCAUCGCCGACUUUAUGUUUCUUUUCAUCCUUCCAUUCGAAGCAGCAACUAAGCUAAACGGAGAGUGGAUAUACGGGACAGCUUGGUGUAAAAUUACAGAAAGCAUAAGAAUGCUCAACUACUACACAUCCAUACUUUUCCUAACCAUGAUGUCGGUGGAUCGCUACAUGGCAAUCAACCAUGCGAUGAGUAGCAAGGCAGCGAAGUUCCGAAACACAAUGGCGGUUGGUCUCAUUAGUGCCACCAUCUGGUUCAUUGGAUUCCUCAGCGUUAUUUUCAUACUGAUUCAGGCAAAAGUGCAGGACUGCAAGUGUAAUAUUGAAUUUUCACAACCGAUGGAGACAGAUUAUAGUUACGCGGGAGAAUCCGGGAGUGGCGGGCAUGAUGAGUAUUAUGAUCACGACACCGCGGGCCAAACGGAAUCGGCCGAAGAUAUCGUACCGUUUGAUUUGGACAGUUACAUGAACAAUAUAAAAGGAUGGUGCAGUUACAAAUCCCACAAAGAGCUCAUAGUUUGGUUUGUUUGCAACUUCUUCCUUGCCUUCGUUCUACCCUUGAUAAUCAUCAUAUUAUGCUACGUUCAAAUAAUUAGACGAAUCUCACAACCAAUGGCGAUCGGCAAGAAGUCGCAAAAAUCUAAUCAAACACGCAAGCGAGUCACUCGCAUGGUAACUGCACUAGUGUCGGUGUUUAUAAUAUGUUGGUUGCCUUACCAUGCGUUCAAUAUGGCUCGUGCCAAUGACAGCCAGUUGACCAAGAAUGUGUGCAUGGCAGUCCACCAUUUUACUUUAGUGCUGGCUUAUUCUGGAAGCAUGUUGAAUCCAUUUCUGUACACAUUCCUUGGCACAAACUUUCGCAAAAGGUGGCACUCUGCGAUCACCAGAACACGUUCGUUUAGACCAAGUCUAGGCAGCAGGAGCGGAGCAGAGUACACACAUGGAUCUGGACGAAAAUCAAGACGAAAGUCUUCUGGUGUAUCUCUCAAUGGUCAGAAAACCAAAGAUGACAACAUAAGUUUAUCAAAUGUAACGAAGCAUACAGUAGUUCCAACCAACCAUGUUGUACGGCAGGAAGACCAAGUCUAAUUGUUGCCUGGCUGUAUACUAGAUACACUGUUUAGCCUGCUGUAGAGAUUUUGUUGCCGAUUUGUUUGGCUGCGUUAACAAUUGUACAGACUUUCAUCACUAGUAUUUUUGCGUGUAAAUAAAGACCUUUUAAAUUUCAAA